AUGCCCGCAAGGGUUCCUGCGGCCUCGCCCGAGUUCUUCCUCCAUUGCUCCCCGCGCGGUAACAGCGCGGGCAAUUCCGACAGUUCGGGCGGCUCUUCGUGGGAGCUGGUCGAGCUGGAGUCCUCCGACGAUUGGCAGGUGCCGGACCUGCCGCCGAGUGCGCUGCAGAGCGCCGACGAGACGGCUCGCUUCGGGUGCUGGCCGUUCGGGCCACAGGUGCGGUCGCUCGUCUCGCUGGUGAGUGAUCCGAUCGUGGAGCAGGAUUCAGCUGACGAGCCCGAGGGUCUCGAGAUACAGAUGCCAGUGGAGCCAUGGUCUCGCCGCUUCUACCGCCUGAGUGCGACCGACGGUGUGGAGGUGCAGUUGGUGCGCCGCAAGAGCGGCAAUGUGUGGGCCGUCAUCGGCCCGGACCUGACUCUCGGCCUGAUCUGCAUCACGGCGAAGACGUCUAUCUUCACGGACCCUGUGGCGGGGAUCCGCUGGCGGCCGAUGCCCCCUCUUUCCGCAGCCCAGAGGGACGCCUACGUCAGCCAGGCGACGGAGGGGUUGAGGGCGUCGACGGCGCCGAUGUUGCCGCUGUACCGCCCCGGCAGGGGUGGUCAGCAGGCGAUGGCGGUGAACGUCCUGUAUGCCGUUUUCAGCUCGGGGGCUUCGGCACUCAAGACGCUGAGGUGGUCUUUGAGGAGUCCCAAGCGUUUCCUGGGUGUGCUGGCCGCGUUGUUCGUAUUGUACAACCUGCUGGUGUUGCUGGGCGUGAUCGAGUAUAUGAAGGAGGUCUGGGUGUACACGAUCAGCUACCUGGCCACGGCCAAGGAUGCGUUCGUGGAGACCUCGGAGGUCGUCCAGGAGUGGGCCACCUACCUGUGGGAGUGGAAGGAGUGGGCCCAGAAGCUCAUGCCUCUUCAGCGGUGGUUUGCGAUGUUCUUGGCUCUGAUCCUUCUGACCCUCUGGGCGGCCCACGAGUGGUCGGACAGUGGGGAGCACGGAGAGUCCUCGAUUGGGUCCUCAAGCGCUUCGAGAAUGGAUGUGCCCGUCGGUUCGACUGCUUCGGUGCCUCCGCCCUUGCCGCCGCCCGGCUAUCUUUCAAGUGGAGAGAGUGCUGCGUUGGCGAGCCAGCUGAACGAUCUCGUGGAGCCCCAGAAGGCCAUGAUGGAAGAGAUCAGCGAGAUCAGGACCGCCGAGAGGACGAGGGAGUUGCGUCGAGACGUACUCGAAGCUUCCCUGGAUUCGCGCGGUCGCUCGGACGCCGAGGCCAACAAGCAGGUGAUCGAGGGCAUGAUUGCGCGUCUGGAUCGGUUCGAGGCUCGUCUGAAGGGAGAGGCCGUCGAGCUGGCCAUCAAGCGGAUGCGCUUCAAGGCUCAGUUGCCGCAGCAGGUGUUCAUGGAGCAGCUGGACGAGUACAAGGAGAUCGAGCCCGAGGAGUGGAACAGCCGCAUGCCCGAGGGUUACCGCCAGCGGAUCUCGGCCGAGGUGCUGUCGGAGAUCUACUCGUCAGGAAAGACGGCCGAAGCCUGGGCGCGGGGCUUCAUCAGGGACCGCGGCCUGAGCGACUGCAACACGGCGCGGGAGAUGAUCGCGGCCUUCGCCGCGGUGGACACGAUGCUGAUGACCGAUCGUCAGAGGGGACUCCUCAACCUGGUGAGCUUCGAGCGGUUGGUGCGAAAGGGCUACGCCAUUGUGAGGGCCUACCGCAACGUGAACAGCCGCGACGACUGGAGCCGCCCCAAGGAUGCCAAGAACUGGAAGUCGAAGGUGGACUGGGAGGCGGCGCGUCGCUUGGACCCUCAGCUCGCCGACGAGAGCACCAUUCGGGCAAUGAGCGCCCAGGAAGAGAUGAAGAAGGCCAUGGGUCGCGACGCGCAGCUGAUGAAGGCGCGCCCCGACCUGGACGGGGGCGCGGUGGUGCUGUUCGCCCGCCCGGAGCGCCCCGCUUCGACUUCUCGUCGGGUGCUGUCGCGCUGGAAGGAGGAGAUGGAGCUGGUGGAGACGGCGAACCGUUCUCUCCUGGCGUUGCGUCAGCUCUACCGUGGGAGUCUGGACGACAGUCUACUGGGCCUGGCCGACUGCUGGGGCCAGGGGAUCGCGCCCGACAACUUGGACGGGGACCUCACUCGGCGGGUGCUGGGAGAAGUUCGUCGCCAGUCGCCGCCGUCGACUACACCCUCACAAGGAGCCGCGCUUCUGCGGCUGCGCCCUGCCGCCACGGCGGCGGGCAAUCAGUUCCAGUCCACCUUCAAACAGAGGGUGGCCGAACUUCGGAGGAGGAGUGCUGGCGGAAGUGGACGGCUGCCGGACAGGGGCGAGACGUUUCCAGCUCAAUGGGACCGAGUCGCCCUACCUCCUCCGGGGACCAGACCUGCGAGUGCGAGGUCUGCGUCGCCUCGCGCGGCACAGAAAUUGGAGAUGUUCAAGGAGGAGAUGUUGAGAGAGGAUGGCGAGGCUUGUGUUCAGGCCUGCGAGAUACGCAACUACGUGGACCCGCAUUUCCGCAAGAAGAAGGAAAUGUUGCAGCUGGCCCGAAGGAUGGUUUUGGCGGGGAUGUUGCGCCGCACUGCAGUGAAGGUGGACGAGGUCGGGCUCUUUUGCGCCGCGAAGAAGGCGGAGCUUGUGGGGAGCGAGCCCGAGGUGACGCUAAGUCUGGUGUUCGACCAGAGGCGCUCCAACAUGCGAUGGCGGUCUCCCCCGCGGCGUGCCAUGGGCGGCGCCAGUGCGAUGUCGUUCUUGGACGUGUCCGAGGAGAUGAAGGAGGAUGGCGUGACCAUGCGCUUCGGCACGGGCGACCUUCCCGACUUCUACUACACGCUGGAGCUGGGGGAGGAGCUGGCGCCGUACUUCGCGCUGCCGGGCGUGUCUGGGGAUGCGCUGGACGCGCUGCUUCCCGAAGGCUCGUCUCUGCCUGGGAGCGGGCCCUACGUCGGGGUGCAGGUUGCGCUGAUGGGCUUCUCCUGGGCGUGCUGGAUGGCUCAGACGACCAUGGAGGACAUCUUCAAUACUGGGCCCCAGUUCGGGCUUCCCUCGCAUUCAGACGGCCAACGUCUGGCCGAAGGCGGGCCGUUACCCCAUCUCAGUCGGGAUCUACCUGCUGCGCACUACGAGUACAUCGACGACUUCGGCAUCAUGGGCCUGGACUUCCCGACACGGCCUGGCCAGGAGGCGGCGACGACGGUGGAGGAGAUCUGGCUCGGUGCCAAGGAGUUGGUGGUGUCCGCGGGCUUCAAGGGGCACAAGAUCCUGAUCCACAAGUGGGAACUACCCGACACCGUCGCGCGGAUCGUUGGCAUCCUGUCCUGGGGCUUCCUGAUCUGCCGUUGUGCUUUGAGCGUCUUCGCGGACGUGCACUCCUGGCGCAUGGAGUUCCGGGGUGGAGCUCGGCGCGAGGCCCCACGGGAAGUGCUGAGGGAGUUGGCUGCGGCCGCGGCCUUGGCGCUGCUGAUCUCGGUGGACCUCUCGACGCCCUGGGGCCCGAUGGUGAUGAUGUUCGACGCGAGCCUCUACGGUGGUGCGCUCAUCUCUGCGGCGGCCACGGUGGAGGAGCAGCGUCGAGAGGCGCGAUAUGCAAUUCGAGGAGGCUGGACCGUUUGGACGGGCAUUUCCUCGUCCUGGGCGGCGGGCGCCCGGUGCGAGGGGGAGGCCUUCAGACGCGUGGGCACCGACGUGGAGUUGGGCACCCGGAUCCGAGUUCCGCCUGUGCACGAGCGCUGGGACGACAUCGCUCGGUGGAAGGAGGUUGCGCGCUGGCGCUGGGAGGAGAAGGAGCACAUCAACCUGCUGGAGAUGCGCACGGGGUUGGCCGCAGCGAGGAGAAUGGCUGCCCUCGACCUCGGGCGCGGCAUGCGGGAGCACUGGCGCUGGGCGCCGUCGGACCGCAACCACAGCGACGGGCCGAGCCGAGGUGGCUUCGAGGAUCGAGGCCCUGGCGGACUUGGCGGAGGUGGACCCAGCCCAGCGAUCCCGGUGAAGGUGCUGCGCUUCGUCCACCUCUGCAGCGGCCACACGCGCAUCGGGGACCUGGGGGACUGGCUGCUCAGGAUCGCGGGCUCGCGGGGCUACCUGAUGAUCUGCACCGACGCGGACAUCGGCUUCGAGGCGGAGUUCGACCUGACGGACGAGGUCAACGCGCGGAGGCUGGAGCUGCUGGCAGAAGUGGAGACGGACGGCGGACACUCAGGGGGCGACGCGAAGAAGGUGAAGCUUGGGAACGCGCAGUUGCUGAGCAGUUCGAGGAUCCUGAAGUCGAUCGGGCUCAAGGGCGGCUCAGUAUCCGUCGAGCAUCCUGCCGAUCCGGGUUGCCCGCCGUUUCCUUCGAUCUUCGUGACCAAGGAGCUGAUGGACUGGGAGGCACACUUGGGUGCCUACCGAGCGACCUCCCCGCAGUGCAUGCGGGGCUGCCCCGCGCUGAAAUUGACGACGCCCACGGGGGCGGCCUUCGGGGUGCAGCGGUUUGUUCGCCCCUGCGCGCACGAAAACCACUCGGCGAGCCUCUGCGGCGAGGACGAGAGCGGUCGCUUUCGGACAAGGGCGGCCCAGGCGUACUCUUUCCACUUCUGCAGGACGCUGGCGGAGUGCCACGUGGACGCGACGCUGACCAUGCAGGAGAGACGGGAGGCCGACCUGACCGAGAGGGCCGCGGAGCAGUUGAUCUCAGAUACCAUGGAGCGCAGGCGCCGGGACGCUACGUUGCUGGAGUCACUACCUGCAGCGGUGCAAGAUUACGCAGACAUGAUGCAAGAUCUACGGGAUUGGGCGCAGCAGUGGUACAGCGACCUCACGCAGCGGGCCACCGAUGGUACUGAGUGGCAGGAGUGGCGCGUGGCCUUCAUGACGGAUGUACUUCUGAGCGGCCCCAACCAGGCCCUGAGGCGCCCACUCGUCAGCGGGCCCCCUCGCCACACGAUCACCGACAUCAUCAGAGUUCUUUGCAGCAGCGCCUGGAGGCAGACGCAAGAUCAAAGGGAUCGCUUCGUCGCGAGCUUUCGAGAGGCGACCCCGACGGAGAGACAGCGGCUACAGCAGGAACACUGGACGGAGCUGGAGGAUCUUCGUGCGAUGAUUCGGGUUCGAAUUGGCGACCAGGCGCCUGACCAUCGACGAUCGCCACCUCCCGGGGAACCCGACUCGAGUGAUGAGCAGCCAUCGGCCGGGACCGCGUGCCGGUCCAGUUGCCCGCGGUGGCCCGCGCUCCUGGGUUGGCUGCUGCUACCUUUUCUAUCGGACGCCGUCGGCGAAGAGAGGCUUCGGCACCACGCUCAGCACCGCAAGAUGGGCAACACCCACCGCAGGAACGACGCGGAGGGCGCGCACCCACAGCGGGCGCAACGGCGGGAGAGAGCCACCCAUGGGCUGGCCCUGCUGCCGUUCUCGGUCUCCACCAAGACGGCGCUGGGCUGCUACGUGCCCAACGUGCGCCGCUUCCUUGACUUCGCGCUGGAGGUGAACCUGCCGAUGAGGAGCCGAGAGGAGAUCGACGACUCCGUCCUUUGUUACUUGGACCGCCUGGUCGAGGACAAGGAGGUGGGCCCGCAUCGAGGAGAUUUCGCUGCGCAUGGGCUUGCCUACGUGUGGCCCGAGCUCUCGACGGGGCUGCCGAGGUCCAACCGAGCUCUUCGAGCCUGCCAUCGACUGCACGUUGCAGGAGAAGGGGGGGCCCAGCCUCUCGAACUCUGGGCCGUGCUGGACGAGGCCGCGAGGUUGGCCGGGGGCGUGGAGGCCGCUGACGCCGCCGAGGUCGCCCUGGACGCCCACCUUAAAUCCGCGGAGCUGUUCGCCCUGCAGGCGGCCGACAUCGCGGUCGACGCGGACGAGGCGGGCGAGCAGAUCGCUGCUCUACGACUCGGGGUGACCGAGCGUGGCGAGAGGACCAAGACGGGCGUGAGGCAGGGCGCGCUGAUCGACCGCCGGCAUGUGAGUGACAUGCUCGCGCGCAGGAAGUCCGAGCGAGGCCCCUCGGACCGAGUCUUCAGCUGCUCGGUGGAUGCCUACCGCUGGGCUCUGAGGCGAGCCUGCGAUGACGUCGGUGUCGAGCGCUUCCCGCCACAUGCUGCCAGGCACUCGGGGCCGAGUCAUGACGCGGCGACGGACUACAGGACGGCGUGGGCCAUCCAGCGGCGCGGGCGGUGGGCUUCAGAGAAGAGCGUGCUCAGGUACAUGAAGACGCACGCCCUGGUGGCCGCCCGCGCUGCGCUCCCGCCAGACAUCCUUGAGCGCGGGAGCCGACUAAUUCAGAAGAAGAGUUGUCGCCCUGCAAAGGCUCGUGAGUGA
This is a messenger RNA of Prorocentrum cordatum, 6258 nucleotides long. NCBI's taxonomy places the organism in Eukaryota, Dinophyceae, Prorocentrales, Prorocentraceae. The record is from the annotation of a GenBank genome assembly.